This is a messenger RNA of Stomoxys calcitrans (stable fly), 5802 nucleotides long. RefSeq names its product probable multidrug resistance-associated protein lethal(2)03659 (gene Mrp5). Lineage: Eukaryota; Metazoa; Arthropoda; Insecta; Diptera; Muscidae. Gene Ontology annotation, biological process: transmembrane transport. Bases 276 to 4343 code for a protein of 1355 amino acids. Gene Ontology annotation, cellular component: membrane. The transcript has 11 exons. Gene Ontology annotation, molecular function: ATP hydrolysis activity; ABC-type transporter activity; ATP binding. The record is from RefSeq and is a predicted model, not a curated record.
AGUUAGUUUAACGCUCUGUUUGUAUUCGAACGUACGUCUUAUCGGAUAGUACGCACCCAUGUCAAACACAGGGUGUCUCUCAUAAACGAGGCGCGUAAUCUUAAGUCUGUUCGUUCGUCUGUCGCCUAUACCACUUGGCUCGGUCGUUGUCGGCCGGCCGGUUGAUCGUUGUCUGCAUAAAAUUCCAAUAAAUGUUUUGUGGCGGUACCGGUCUUGUGCUAAACGGCGGAAAUAAUUGAACUCGAUAAACGAACGAUUCGCAAAAGUCAGUCACCAUGCAAUCCUUUAAAGCAGACGAACUACCGGAAAAUCCCCGGGAAUCAUCAAAUCCGCUAUCAUCAUUGAUGUUCUGCUUUGUUAUGCCAACAUUUUUCAAAGGACGCAAAAAAGUUUUGGAAGAAACAGAUCUCUACAGAGCACUAAAGGAACACAAAUCCGAUUUCCUGGGGCACAAACUAUCCGAGGCAUGGGAGGAGGAAUGCAACAAAAAACAAAUGAAGCACAAAGAGCCGAGUCUUUUGAAGGCGUGCAUGCGGGUUUUCGGUCUACGAUUCGCCACCUUAGGUUUUAUUUUAUUUAUUCUAGAGAUAGGUUUACGUGUAACUCAGCCGUUAUUUUUGGGUGGCUUAGUUUCGUAUUAUGCCAAACCCCAAAAUAAUAACAGUAGCGAUCUAUCCACAGCGUACUUGUACGCCAUGGGUGUGAUCCUAUGCAGUGCGGUAAACGUGCUGCUCAUGCAUCCUUACAUGUUAGGCAUACUUCACGUGGGCAUGAAGAUACGCGUGGCCAUGUGUAGCAUGAUAUAUCGUAAGGCCUUACGUCUGAGUAAAACCGCACUGGGCAAUACAACGUCGGGUCAGGUGGUGAAUCUGAUAUCGAACGAUGUCGGCCGCCUGGAUACAUCAGUGAUUCACAUGCACUAUCUGUGGCUGGGGCCAGUUGAAAUAGUCAUUAUAACAUAUCUAAUGUACAGAGAGAUUGGAGUAUCCUCUUUAUUUGGUGUGGCCAUUAUGAUACUAUUCCUGCCAUUGCAAGCCUAUCUUGGCAAAAUGACUUCCGUUUUACGCUUACGCACUGCCUUGCGCACCGACGAACGUGUGCGCAUGAUGAACGAAAUCAUUUCCGGUAUACAGGUGAUCAAAAUGUAUGCCUGGGAAAAGCCUUUUGGCAAAAUGGUCCAAUAUGCCAGGCGCAAGGAAAUGAAUGCCAUACGCCUGGUCAACUAUAUCCGUGGAAUUUUACAGUCCUUCAUAAUGUUCUUAACGCGCAUUUCUGUGUUCGCCAGUCUGGUGGGCUUUGUCCUGCUGGGGAAACUUCUCACUGCCGAAAAGGCCUUCGUGAUUACGGCCUAUUACAACAUAUUACGCACAACCAUGACCGUUUAUUUUCCCAUGGGCAUUUCGCAAUUCGCCGAGACCAUGGUCUCGUUCAAACGUAUCCAGAAGUACAUGAUGCACGAGGAGACAAAAGUCAAAGACAAAUCCCAAGAUGUUGACUGCGAGAACAACAAACUACAGCCUACGGCCAUUAUAGAGGAAAAUGGCAAGGCUAUGGGGAUGAAUGGCAUCAUCAAACCCUUGAGCAUUAUUGCCAAUCAUCAUAAUCAUCAUCCGCAUCACUUGGAAUCAGGUGUGACCAUUAGCAAACUCAAAGCGAAAUGGGACCACCAAUCGACUGAGUAUACAUUGGACAACAUAGAUUUCAAAGUUAAGCCACGUACCUUGGUGGCGGUCAUAGGUCCUGUUGGUUCAGGAAAAUCAAGCCUCAUACAAGCCAUACUUGGUGAACUACCAGCUGAAUCGGGCUUCGUUAAUGUAAGCGGCACCCUGUCCUAUGCCUCACAAGAGCCCUGGCUAUUUACUGGUACGGUGCGGCAAAACAUUCUAUUUGGCAUGCCAAUGGAUAGGCAGCGCUAUCGCACAGUUGUCAAAAAAUGUGCUCUCGAAAGAGAUUUUGAGUUAUUACCUUAUGGCGACAAAACAAUUGUUGGCGAGCGCGGCGCUUCUCUUUCUGGUGGCCAGAAAGCCCGUAUCAACUUAGCCAGGGCCGUGUAUCGCAAGGCCGAUGUUUAUCUGCUCGAUGAUCCCCUAAGUGCUGUGGACACCCAUGUGGGCCGUCAUCUUUUUGAUCAAUGUAUGCGUGGUUAUUUGCGCGAUGACAUUGUGCUGCUGGUCACCCACCAACUUCAGUUUAUGGAGCAAGCAGAUCUCAUAGUGAUUAUGGAUAAAGGGCGCAUCAGUGCCAUUGGAACCUUUGAGUCGAUGCGUAAAAGCGGCUUGGACUUUGCCAAGCUGCUCAUGCAGGCUGACAGCCAGGAGGAUACGGCUAGCGUAAGAGGUCUCAAUGGUGAUAUUGGCAGCGAAAAACAACCCCUGUCAAGACAGAACAGCAAAAUGCGUUCGCGACAAGACAGUGUAUCGUCAAUGGGCUCCGUUGCAGAAUCGGCACCCGGAGAUGCCCCCGUGCAAGUUCAAGAGACCCGAGAACAGGGAAAAAUUGGUUUGGGGCUGUACAAAAAGUAUUUUGGUGCCAGUGGUGGUUAUUUUCAGUUUUCCGCGAUGGCUUUCUUUUGUAUUGCGGCGCAAGUUUUGGCCUCAGGUGGUGAUUACUUUUUAUCCUAUUGGGUUAACAAAAAUGGACAAACACAAAGCAGGGUUACAGACGCUUAUCGACGGCCCGAAAGACGCCUCGAUAGCGACUCAGAUCCUGUCGAUCUCUAUAUUUUUAGCGCCAUCAACAUUUCGGUUAUCUUUUUUGCUCUAACUCGAUCGCUUCUCUUCUUUAAUUUGGCCAAGAGAUCAUCGACCAAUCUUCACAAUACCAUGUUCGAAGGAGUUACCAGGGCUUCCAUGUAUUUCUUUAAUACAAAUCCUGCCGGCAGAAUUCUCAAUCGCUUUGCCAAGGAUUUGGGCCAAGUUGAUGAACUUUUGCCGGGUGUUAUGAUGGAUGUUACGCAAAUCUUUUUGGCCUUGUUGGGUAUUGUCAUAGUGUUGUGUGUGGUAAAUCCAUGGUAUUUGGUGGCCACAGCGUUACUCAGUAUUCUAUUUUACUUUAUGCGAUCAUUUUAUUUAAAUACCUCGAGAGAUGUAAAGCGCUUGGAAGCCGUAACCCGAUCUCCGAUUUACUCACAUUUGGGCGCAUCCUUGAAUGGCCUUUCAACAAUUAGAGCUUUUGGAGCUCAACAGGUUUUGAUAGAGGAAUUUGAUAACUACCAAGACCUUCACAGCUCCGGCUAUUUUAUGUUCUUAUCCACCAGUCGUGCUUUUGGCUAUUGGCUAGAUUGUUGUUGUGUAUUGUAUAUAGCCAUUAUCACUUUAAGUUUCUUCCUUUUUUCUCCCAAAAAUGGUGGCGAUGUUGGCCUUGCCAUUACCCAGGCCAUGGGUAUGACCGGUAUGGUUCAGUGGGGCAUGAGGCAAUCGGCAGAAUUGGAGAAUACCAUGACAGCUGUGGAACGUGUCGUCGAGUAUGAAAGCCUAGAGCCAGAAGGUGAAAUGGAAUCACCCCCAAAUAAGAAACCCCCAAAAUCUUGGCCAGAGGAGGGUCAAAUCAUAUUCGACAAUUUAAGUUUGCGUUACUUCCCCGAUCCGAAGGCCGAAUUGGUUUUAAAAAAUUUGAAUAUAUCCAUUAAAGCUCGUGAAAAAAUUGGCAUUGUGGGUCGUACUGGUGCUGGCAAAUCAUCACUCAUAAACGCUCUAUUCCGUUUGUCCUACAAUAAUGGCUCGGUGAUAAUUGACAAACGCGAUACUAAAGAGAUGGGAUUAUAUGACCUACGUAGCAAGAUUUCAAUUAUACCCCAAGAGCCGGUACUAUUCUCUGGGACAAUGCGUUAUAAUUUGGAUCCAUUCGAUGAGUAUUCCGAUGUUAAACUAUGGAAAUCACUCGAAGAGGUUAAAUUGAAAGAAGUUGUUAGCGAAUUACCUAGCGGAUUACAAAGUAAAAUAUCCGAAGGUGGUACUAAUUUCUCUGUGGGCCAGCGGCAGCUGGUUUGUCUGGCCCGAGCUAUAUUGAGAGAAAAUCGCAUAUUGGUAAUGGACGAGGCCACCGCUAAUGUGGAUCCACAAACCGAUGCUUUAAUACAAACCACCAUACGUAAUAAAUUUAGACACUGCACAGUUCUAACAAUAGCCCAUCGUCUGCACACUGUCAUGGAUUCUGAUAAAGUUCUAGUUAUGGAUGCUGGGAGAGCAGUAGAAUUUGGUUCACCCUUUGAAUUACUGACACAAAGCAAAACGAAUAUCUUUUGUGGUAUGGUCAAACAAACUGGCAAUGCCACCUUUGAAAGUUUAUUGAAAGUGGCACAAAAGGCUCAUGAGGAUAAUCUGAAGGCCAGAAAAGACUCUUGACAUUUCGUUCAAGUACCUAAAGUAUUUAAGGACUAUAUAUUAAAAAUCUUAGAGCCCAUAACAAAUCAUCCGGCAAAUGCUAAAAUUCAAAAGACAUUAUUUUUUGAUAAUACAACAAAACCAAAAUUUUUAGGCUAACACUCGAUUUACUUUUGAACAGGCGAAGCAGAGAGUAUAACAUAAAAUCACAUACAAACUGUCUUUCCCUUUUACCUACCUUAGAAAACAUACCUUACCUAACCUUACCAUACCUUACUUAUCUACAAAUUGUGAAUAUUCGUAAAGUCAUUACAGCGCCCACAUAACAUAAAUGGUAUAUCAAAACUGGAAACUUCAUGUACAACAUUACUUUAGAAUGAAACAAGUAGACAAUUUUCAAAUUUAAAUGAGAAAAGACCAUAAAUCAAAACAAAAAAAGGACAUAUUACAUAUACAUAUUUAUAUAUACAUAUAUACACAUGAGUACGGAUAUAUUUAUACGAUAUUUAAGAUCAAUAAGAGAUAUUCAUAUUUGUUACAUGAACUUAACAAGGCAUCCCAAAAAAAGGGGGAAAAAGAACAAAAAACACAGCAACAUGCUUCAUCUGAAUAUCAAUUUUUUAAGACAAUAAUUAUUCAUACAGACAUGUUAAAAAUUACUUUUAUUAGAUAUAUAGUCAUAUGAAAAUAGUAAGUAACUGUGUAUUGUAUUAGCUAAAUGUGUAAUGCUAAGGAGGAAAUCAAUAAUGCAAGUCAACUAACAAGAGCAUAUCUACACCCAUACUUGUCGCCAUCACUAAACCGGGGUAGUUCAAUACAAGGUGGGAGAUCAGAUGUCGAACAAGUACAGCCAUACUAGCUACAUUCCGUAACUCUAAAUGUCAUUCAUAUGCAUGUGGGAUGAAAAAAGAAAUCGAAAAGAAACGUUUCAUCGCGGUGUUUUCAGCAUUUUUAGACCUUUUUACAGAUGUAUUAAAAACCUACCAACGUUAGAGUUCUGGCAAAAUCUUAAGAAAUUUUCAGACACAUGACCCUAACUUGUAUUGCUCUAUCUUGCCUUAAAACCAAAACCAAUAUAUCAAAAAAUGUCCCCCCAACAAACGUAUCUUGAUUUGUGUUCCUCUUUUAAUACUGUGCAAUAAGAGUUGUAAAUAAUUUUUGUAAUAAUUUAUGCAUUGCUAAGAUCUAUUAUAAUUAUUAUUCAUCCUUAAAGGAUCCAUUUUAUAUAUAUACACAUACUAUAUGCGUAAAUCUAGAUAUAAGAGUAAGAUAAGCAUCAUUAGAAGCCUAUUAUCGAAAAUGUACUUAUGUAUGUAUUAUACAACUAAAAUUUGCAACAACGGUAGAAAGUUUACAAAAAUCGAUUAUGUGUUCCAUUUAAACGACAAUUUUUUCUACAAUUAUACAUUUGAUUUUGAGAGUUUCUAUAGUAUUUUGAUGUCAUUUUUAUUUGAAAUAAAUUUUUAUGUAGACAAAAACA